AUCACGUGUUCAAGUGUUUGCUUAUAGACUGACCCCUGAGCGACAUAGCACUCACACUUUAUGAUGCUCCCACGUGUGAAAGAGACAGAAAAGAUGGACGACAUAGACGCCAUGUUCAGCGACCUGCUUGGAGAGAUGGAUCAUCUCUCUCAGAGUUUAAUGCCAGCAGCGGACGCACUAGAAUUGGAUCCUGCCUCACAGACAGAGAGCACCUUCUCUAUCGGCUUCACAGACCUACAUGAGUCUCUCAAUGAACUGGAGGACCACGACCUGGAUGCUCUGGUGGCUGACCUCAGAUCAAAAUCAACCAUCUCAGAUGGGAGAUUCCCCGAAGAUCACCAGACCAGCAGCCCUGCAGAGAAUCAAAUAGCAGCGUCAGCUAUGACUCAUGAACAUGAGCCAGCAGCUGCCUUUCCUCCACCAUCAAACUCUGCUAAAUCCUCGGGAGGGCUGCAGAUGGGCGACCCCCAAACAAAGGCAGACAAAAUUAAACUGGCUCUGGAGAAGCUGAAAGAAGCCAAAGUGAGGAAGUUGAUAGUAAAGGUGCUGAUGAGCGACGGCAGCUCCAAGACACUGAUGGUGGAUGAGAGACAGACGGUGCGGGAGGUUUUGGACAAGCUGUUUGAGAAGACAUACUGCGACUGCAGCAUCGACUGGAGCCUGUGUGAGACCAACCCUGAGCUGCAGAUUGAAAGAGGCUUUGAGGACCACGAACACCUAGUGGAGCCCCUGUCUGUGUGGACUCGCCUCAGUGAAAACAAAAUCUAUUUUGUGUCAAGACCUCAGAAGUAUGCAAUGUUCACAGACCCUCAAGUAUUUUACUUGUGGAAAAAGAAGAAAGCAUGUUUGAGUGGGAUGAACGAGCAAGCCAAACAGCUCUUAAUCAAGGAGAAUUUUGGAGGUUCCACUCAGAUUGUUCCUGAUCUCGAGGGCACGCUGUACCUAAAGGAAGAUGGGAAAAAGCUUUGGAAACCUCGCUACUUCGUGCUCAGGGCCUCGGGCAUCUACUAUGUACCCAAGGGAAAGACUAAGUCUUCCAGUGAUCUCGCCUGCUUUGUUCGUUUUGACAAAGUCAACAUCUACACCACCAACAACUACAAACAGAAGUACAGAGCGCCCACCAACUUCUGCUUCAUGCUAAAGCAUCCCUGCAUCCAGAAGGAGUCGCACUACGUCAUGUUCCUGUGCUGUGACGAUAAACACACACUGCUGCUUUGGGUCAACUCCAUCAGAAUAGCCAAGUAUGGGACCGUCCUGUAUAAGAACUACCAGGCUGCAAUGAAGAGAACCUCCAGUUUGCAAACUUGCCACUCUGCUGCACAGAAAGACCGAUUGAACAGUCACGCCCCUAAAACCAGCCCACAGCCGGGUUCAGCUUCACCCAGAACCAAAGUUGAAGACUAUCCAUAUGAGGCACCACCUGACUUCAUCCCUCCUCCUCCUCCUGGACACACACCCGUUUGAGACACACCUUCAGCUAUAGCCUGGAUUUAGCCAAUUUAGCCUCCCUUGUUCACACAUCUGGAUAAAUAGCUUUUAUUUAUUCCCAGGUGUAUAGGGAUAUUUAUUUUUGUUUGCUUUUGGACAAAAUUUCUGCAACUUCUAUAAAUGUUUUUCACCAGUUCCAGCAGCUUUACGACACACAAAACACACACCGUUCUGUUCAUUGUUUCAAUGAGCUGUUUAUUACAAAAAGACUGUACAUAAAUUUCAAUGAACACAUCCUAUGUACAAACUGAGAGGAGAAGACAAAUAUUGGAUUCUGUUCCCAUGAACGUUUAAGUUACGGAUUUUUUUUCAUCGAUAAGAAAACACACAUCAAAGAAAGGCGCCUUGACCUGCGAUGCCCUGAAAUGCGAGACGUUAAAGUGGUAAACAUUACAAAGUUCUGCACGUCAGCGGUUGUCUCAUGGUUUUCUCUAUGAAAAAAGUAUAAAUUAAUCCUUUACAUAACAAAACUGCUAUAGCGGACCUUCCUCAGCAGUCUCCGACACCAAAAAACGAGUUGAAUGCAAAGCUAGAAAUACAUUAGGUAGAAAAAAGUUGAUUUUCUCACAGAAAAUUACCUCAUGAUGGAAAAAAUACAAUCAAGAAUGGGAUGUAGUGGCAAAUCAUUCACUGUAAUGAAGACUUUCAUGCACAGAGGCUGAAUGAAUACUGUUCAUUUGACUGACUCAUUGUCUUGUGUGGAAACCUGAAACUCCCCUCACAACAUAAGGAAGUCUGUAUCCAUUUCAAAAUAAAAGUCUGUGUCCAAUG
Sebastes umbrosus (honeycomb rockfish) is the source of this 2259-nucleotide messenger RNA. Its product is annotated as amyloid beta A4 precursor protein-binding family B member 1-interacting protein-like. The record is from RefSeq and is a predicted model, not a curated record. Lineage: Eukaryota; Metazoa; Chordata; Actinopteri; Perciformes; Sebastidae. Gene Ontology annotation, cellular component: cytosol; plasma membrane. Gene Ontology annotation, biological process: signal transduction.